Maylandia zebra (zebra mbuna) is the source of this 1267-nucleotide messenger RNA. RefSeq names its product linkage group 6 C19orf67 homolog (gene lg6h19orf67). The record is from RefSeq and is a predicted model, not a curated record. Lineage: Eukaryota; Metazoa; Chordata; Actinopteri; Cichliformes; Cichlidae.
GAGGCUGACGUGCAAAAGAAGGCGGGAAGCAUGUCGGUCACUGAAGUGUCAGCAUCAGGGCAACACCUGGAUCUGGAUCUACAGGAUUCAGACGGCAAGGACCGUCUGCAAAUCGGCACAUAUACAGGUGUUUCAGAGGCGGAGAAGCAACUAUCGUUUUUAGCUGACGUUGCUGUGGCGCCAUCCUGUGGUAAAUAUGGGUGCUGCAGCUGCCCAGACUUGAGCCAGGUUGAGAAAAGCAUCUGGCUGCAGCUCCAGUUCUUCUUGAGCAAAACAGAUUGCGUACUUGACUGCCUCAUCCAGGGGCAGAAGUGUGUAAGCAGGGACACUGUAGUUACUGCUGUGCAGAAUUUCCUGUACACCUGUCAGCCUUUCUUUAACCACCUGGAACACCUAACCAGAAGCAUCGUGUCCCAAAGCAACCCUCUGCCAGCUGAGAGUUGCACAAGGCUGUUGGACUUCUCACAGCAGCUGUGUGACAAGUUGGAGCAGAUGCUGCUGAGGUGUUCCAGCUACAAUCUUCUCAGUUUGGAUGAGAAGGAGCCCCAAAGCGUGUCUCAGUUCUGCAUCGGCCAGAGUCAGCUCGGCCACCUGAGGCUGACCGUUUUCCGUUACUGUGUACCCACGCCGUACCUCUCCCAGGUCAACACGGGGCUGUACAAACGCAUGCGCUGGAACGUGGAGAAACUCCACAACGAUGAAGAGAAAGAGGCAGAAACUGAUUACUACUUCCUGUGCUGUGAGGAUUUCAGGCCACACAGAGAGGCUGAUGAUAGCUGCAGUCAUGAUGAUCUGAAGGGGAUCUGGUCCAUUGGUCGCUGGGUGCAGGUGGACCCGGAUCCCAACUCAGAUGAUAUAAAUGACUGGAUCUUGUGUGAGGUCCCUCUGGCCAACUACCACAGACUCUUGUUUCUGGGUGAGGACGAGCCGUCUAGCUGCAAGGCUACAGACUCCCUGAUGAAGCUGCUUUUGACUCUGGAGACAGAUUAGCAACGAGCAUCGUUUUGGUGCCUUAUACAAGACCUAAGAAACUGUUCAAGGUUUAAAGUACGUUGAAUGCAGCGUGUUGCCGAUUCAUCUGCAUCCAGCUGAUGCGAGACGUUUGAACAUCUAGUUUCAGUUUGGACGUCAGAGCAAGAAUUAAGUAUUUGUGUGUUUCCGUGUUGUUUGCGAUACGUGACCACUUCACUGGUUGGUCACAGUGACUGCAUUCAGGCAUGCUACUUUUACGUUCACCGCUUCAUUCAGACACUCCUGCAGCAGUGAU